Molecule: messenger RNA, 10514 nt
Organism: Loxodonta africana (African savanna elephant)
Lineage: Eukaryota; Metazoa; Chordata; Mammalia; Proboscidea; Elephantidae
Gene: NME6
Product: NME/NM23 nucleoside diphosphate kinase 6
Exons: 6
Coding region: 249-800 (183 amino acids)
Biological process (GO): CTP biosynthetic process; UTP biosynthetic process; negative regulation of mitotic nuclear division
Cellular component (GO): mitochondrion
Molecular function (GO): nucleoside diphosphate kinase activity
Source: RefSeq, a predicted model, not a curated record
UGGUGCGCCCGAGGGUCUGGAGAGGCCCGACCGCGGGUGUGGGGCGGAGACGUCGCUGAGGGGGCUACAGGUCCGGACCGCGCGCGGGUGGGAGUACAGCCACCUGGGCCGCUGCCUCGGAUGGCUGGACGCCUCAGAUGUUGGGGACAAAUGCCCAGGCCACUUCUAAAAUUUGUAACUCUCAUGGAGUGACGCUUUAAGUUGAGCAGCGUGCCCGCCCUGGGAAUCCCCUAGCAGCCUGAUUUGGAAUGGAUGGAGCAGGAUCGUUCACUGAUUCAUUUCACCAAAUAGCUAUUGAGGGGCAGCUGCGUGGGAGGCAUUCUGCACAGGCUGUUCAUCAGCAGAUUCUGAGCAACAAGUUUCUUAUAGUGCGAAUGAGAGAACUACUGUGGAGAAAGGAAGAUUGCCAGAGGUUUUACCAAGAGCACGAAGGGCGUUUUUUCUAUCAGCGUCUGGUGGAGUUCAUGGCCAGUGGGCCAAUUCGAGCCUACAUCCUUGCCCACAAGGAUGCCAUCCAGCUCUGGAGAACACUGAUGGGACCUACCAGAGUGUUUCAAGCACGCCAUGUGGCUCCAGAUUCAAUUCGUGGGAGUUUCGGCCUCACUGACACCCGCAACACUACUCAUGGCUCAGACUCUGUGAUUUCAGCCAGUAGAGAGAUUGCAGCCUUCUUUCCUGACUUCAGCGAACAGCGCUGGUAUGAGGAAGAGGAGCCCCGGUUGCGCUGUGGCCCUGUGUGCUACAAUCGAGAGGGAGGCAUCCACUGUGCAGCUCGAACAGGAGGCCCAGGACCAGCCUGAUGCAGGCUUGUUGAUAUAUAAAGACUGGUGGUUUUGCCCAGCCUUUGCUCUUAGAUAUCUGGUCAAAAGCAUUAUUUUACGACUAAGGAAGCCUGGGCUCCUGGUGCCAUCUCUUCUGGCACCAUCACCUCACUAAGGGCCUAGUUCAUCCCUGCCACCUCUUCCAGAAUCUAGCUCUUUAUCUACCUCUUCUCUGGAAUGUUCAUGUUUAAGUCAGAAGAAUGGUGGACGACUAAAGCUGGCCGCCUGUUUUGGUUCCUCUUUUCGUUGAGAACUGUCUAUUCUUUCCUCAAGGAGAAGGUUGCCUAAUUGACUUGCCUGGUUGUAAGACCCUUGAAAAAUGCAAUGACUCUGUAUAAGUAGCAUUUAGCAUAUCUUCCUCAAUAAAAGUCAGUGUUCUACUGAAUCCUCCAGGCUGGGAGCACUUCUCUAGUGUCAGCAGCUUUCUCUCUAUCUUUAGUUAGAAUAAUGAGACCUGCCCUGAAACCAGGUUUCUGGUCUAUGCUAAGCAAAGAGAGAAUUGCGUAGGAUUAUCUCAGUAGGCUGACAAACAAGCAUACAGCUUACGUUGUGCAGAAAGGUACCCAGCAAAGGAACUGAAUGUGGGCUGUGCAUCCUGGCACAGGGCUGCAUCUUAGAGGAAGGGGCACCUUUUAUUUGAACAAAGGUGUAUCUGCCCAAUGGGGUAUGUUUUUAUUAUUUGCACAAAGGCACUAAAGGUAGCCAUGUCUCCCGUAUAGCUGAGGUCAGCAGUUACCUGUUGCUGCAUAACAAAUCACCUCAAAACUUAAUGGCUUAAAACAAUUCAUUCUUAUGUUUCUGUGGGUUGGCUAGUUGCUUCUGCUAGUUGGGUGGUUCUGUUUGUCUUACCUGGACUCACUUGUGUGGCUGCAUUCAGCUGAUGGGUCCGUGAGGUUCAUCCUGAGCUUCUUCACAGCAUGGUUGUUUCGGGUUCCAUGAGAGCAGGCCACAAUUCGCAAGCUUGUCAAGCCUCUGCUUGUGUCGUAUUUGCUGAUACUGGCCAAAGCAAGUCAUGUGACAAGACCCAGAGUCCUUGUGAGAAGGGAAUGCACAAGGGCACGGACCCAGGAGAUGUGAAUCAUUGGGGACUGUUACUGUGACAGUCUACCACACUGGAAGCUGGAGGUUACAUCAGCUAAAGAUAGUGGGCUGAAAUAUUUACACUAUUUUACUACCUCUUGGUUUAGAGUGAAAUUUCUAAGAUUCUUAGAGAAUCUUCCUACAUCAAAAUAUAUAAAUGCGUCUGCAUAUGUUCCCAUCACCUCCCUUCCUGUUGCAACAUAGGAAGGGUCCUGCUUCCUAUCUGUGAUGCUUAAGAUUGUGUGUCAACUUGGCUGGGCCAUGAUUCUCAGUGUUUUUGGCAGUUGUAUAAUGUUGUGAUCACUUCCCUGUUGAGAUUUGAUACGUGAUCACGCCCAUGUUGGGAUCUGCUAUGGUACCAGUGAGGACCGGACCUGUGGCAGCUCACUGCCCCCCCACCUCAGCCCUCAUCGCAAUACCCUCCACCGCCUAGGUCUUUCUGCUCACCUUGCUGGGGCUUUUGCUUGUCCUGGACCCUGCAGCUGGCUCCUGUUCGUCUAACCUCCAGUUCUCGGGACUUGAGCUAACAGCUUACCUGCAGUCUUGCCUGCUGAGCUUCAGAUUCCUUGUUCUUCACAUUCUGCAACUGCCCUGCUCUCCAGCCUACCGGUCUUGGGUUCACCAGCCUCUGCAGCCAAGUGAAUCAGGAGAGUUCUCUUUCCUGCCCCACUGACUUGGGACAUUACAGCCUCUAAAAUCCGAGUGACGCAUUUCCUUGAUAUAAAUCUAUAUAUAUACAUAAAUAUACACUUUACUGGUUUUGCUUCUCUAGAGAACCCAGCCCAAGACACCGCCCAAGCCAGUCCUUCCUCUUGUGCCCUGGAUCCCGUCUCUUUUCUGUGGGACCGUUCUGUUUUAGUUUUCUAGUCUCUUUUGCACCUUUUACCUUUCUCCACUGAGUCCUUCCCCUUUAAAUUCUAAUACGUUUUGAUGUCUUCCUUCUUUCAAAAUCCUUUUAAACUCAUGUUUCCCUUCAUCUCUGCACAGCCAAGCCCAUGUCAGUUGUCUGCAUUGACAGACUCAUCCCCAGUUCCUCCCCAGCCAACUCCAGUCUGGCUUGCUCAUCUGCCACUCUAAAGGACUGCUCUUGCCAAGGUUAUAGUGACCUCCAUGCUGCCACAUUUAGAGGGUAUUUUUCAGGCUACAUCAUUCCAGCCUUCUCAGUAGCAUUCAACACUGCUUUGUCCCCCAGAAGCACUCUUUUUUCUGGACUUUCCUGACCCACAUACCAUUGGUUUUCUUCUUGCUUCUCUGGCUCUUACUGUCCUUUGUUGGCUUGUCCAAACAAUUGUUUUAGUAAACUAUGUAUUCAAGGCAUUCUGAAAAAUACAGAGAUGAUUAAGACAUGAUUUGGUCCUAAGGUUACUAAUUAUGAAGCCGAGUAGUCAACCAACUCUAAUACAUGGCAAAGAUAGACAAGUGCCAUAACAGAGGUAUAAAGUUCUGUGGAAAAACAGAGGUAAAAUGUUUUACCCUGGCUGGAUGAGGAGGGGGAAGGUGAUGGAUGGGGUGGGAAGGCUUUAUAGAAGACAUACUACUGGCACUAAGCCUCAAGGUCAAAUAGAGUGUUGAUAGAAAGCUGUAGAGCCUUUUUAUUUUCAGUUCCGUCUGGGUCAGUUUGGUCUGUCUGUAGGCCAGGAAGCCUGUGAUGCUUCCUGACUGAUAGAGAAUGGAGAUCCAGACUUUUAUAUCUCAGUACAUGGAUGUUUUCUCUUUUUGGUGGCCCUGAAACCUUGGAAUCGAAAAUUGCCUUCAUCUUCUAUUUGGACCCCUUCAAUUUUCAGUAGUGGUAGACUAGAAAAUUUGGGCCAACCAUCACACAGAGAACGGAGAAAAUAUAAAUAACAUCUAUUUGAAAGCAUCAGGUGGCUAACAAGUCAGUGAAGAAUUUCGGGACCAAGAUCCAGGACAAGAAAGGAACUCUGAAAAAUUAGCCUACAGUUUGGGGCCACUUUUCUCCUAAGGGUGCCUGCUGACUCUGGAAGAGGCAGUUGAGAGGCGAGAAGCUGAGUUUUCAACAUCCUCAUUGGGUUAGAGAGAUUCAUGGAUGCUGGCAGAAGACACGAGAUUCCUAUGUCAGAGAUUAUUACUCAUGACAGCAGAUAGCAUGUUUGCAUUGGUUCCAUUUACCCCUUAAGUCCCAUGGGGGCUACACAGACGCAGGUGGGUACUGCACAUGCAGUGAGUUUGUGGUAUAGUCCAUUACCUUACCACAAAGAAUACAACCACGGUCUAAAAAUUGGGUAAAAUAUCCUUUAUUGUUGCCAUAUAAAUCAACUUUACAUCAAUACAAAAUCAGCCUCAAAUGGAUGCCCUAUCUAUCUAAGAUACAACUAUUGGUCUCUACUCAUCCAGAGCUAAAGAGAAAGAAGGAAACCAAAGACUCAAGAAACUAGUCUAUAGAACCAAUAGUCUACAUAAACAAUGACAUCACCUACCUUGAGACCAGAAGUAGAUGGUGCCCGGCUAUCACUACCAAUCGUUCCGACUAAGAACUCAAUAGAUGGUCCUGGAUAGAAUGGGAGAAAAAUGUAGAACAAAACUCAAAUUCCUAAAAAAAAAGACUUUAAUUACAGGACUGGUAGAGACUAAAUGAACCCCUGAGACUGUCAUCCUGAGAUACUCUUUAAACUUGGAGCUCAAACCACUCCCAGAGGUCACCUUUCAGCCAAAUGACAGAUCGGCCCAUAAAUUAAAUAAUACCACCUAGUAUUAAAAAAAAAAAAAAAAUUUUUUCUAUAAGUACUAUGCUUCUCAAAAUAAUCAUCUAGAGGAAACCAAAUGGUUAACAUUUAUCCUAGGCCAAAGAUGAGAAGAAUGGCGGUGGUUGGGGGGGGCCAGAGGGUGUUGGGGUGAGGGCAGGGAAGCUAGAUUGAUGGCAAAAACAACCAAAAUAGAAAUAACAAGGAUGCUGAUACAUUGUGAAAAAUGUAACCAAUGUCACUGAACAAUGUGUAUAGAAAUUGUUACGUGAGAACCUAAUUCCUGUGUAAACUUUCACCCAAAACACAAUAAAAUAUUAAAAAUAACAACAACAAAAAAGACCAAACAAAUAAAUGUGGCAGAGGAUGUAAAGAACAAUAAUGAUGCUGAGUUGAGAGUGGGAAACUAGGCAUAGAUACUGAAAUCCUUAGAUUUGUGGGAAGUUUUAGGAGAGAUGUUAAAUCUAUAGCCUGGCAGUCCAGGCAUUCAGACUGAAUGGGUGUCAGAGGAAGGACAAAAUGUCUCCACAGCAAUCAAGAAUCCAGGAUCAAGUAGCCAAGGAGUGAGAGGCAGUGGUGUGGGCUGCACUCUCUCCACAAGCUUUCCCCAACCUCCUGCUUCAGGCACAUGCUGGUCUUCGUAUAUUCUCAGUAAUCUUUUCCCCAUUUUUUAAAAAUCUCAUACUUUCUCUUGCUCAUGUAUGUCUCAUUUUCCAGCAUCCUCUCCAUUUCUGUAUCCUCUCCUCCCUUUGCUCUUCCCACUGAAGCAGAAGACGGGCUAAGCUAGAAGUGAAGUUCAGGGUUUUGGCACAGUGGAUGUUUUAAGAACCCAGUCUGUAGAGCCGGACUGCACCAGUCCAAAUCCCAGCUCUGCCACUUACAAGAUAUGUGACAUUGGACAAUGUACAUAACCUCUCUGUGUCUCAGUUUCUACAUCUGUGAUAAUGGCACCUGCCUUCAGGGUUGUUGCAGUAAAUGACUUAAUAAAUAUAGCAUUUAAAUCAAUGCCUGGCAUACAGUAACUUUUGCUAUUACUAUGUGUUAUAGUUAAACGAUAUAAUAUUUUGUAUUUAAAUGAGAACUCGAAUUCUGAAUUUAAAGAUAAGUACUUUUUUGUCCUCAAAAAUUAACCAAUGGAUAGACAAAAGAUGGUAUAUCCAUACAGUGGAAUAUUAGUCGUAAAAAAGAAUGAAAUGCUUAAUACUUGCUACAAGGUGGAUGUACCUUGAAAACAUUAUGCUAAGUAAAAGAAACCAGAUACAAUGAUUCCAUUUAUAUGAAAUAUUAUUCAGAAUAAGUAAAUUCGUAAAGAUAGAAAGCAGAUUGGUAGUUGCCAGGUGCUGGGGUGAAGGAGGAAAUGGGACUGAUUGCCUAAUGAGUUUUCCUCUAGGGUGAUGAAAUGUUUUGGAGCUAGAGGCACAAAAUUCUGAAUGUGCUAAAUACCACAGAACUGUGUACUUUAAAAUGGUUAGUUGGAUGUUAUGUGAAUUUCAUCUCAAUUAAAGAAAAAAACAAUGAGUCAAGUAUCCUAGCCUAGCCAGUACAAUAAGGCAAAAAAAGUAAAAGGCAUACAGGUUGGAAAGGAAGAAAUGAAACUGUCCCUAUUUACAGAUUACAUGAUUGUCUAUGUAGAAUUUACAAAAUAAUCUGCAAAAAAAUUCACAAUAUUAAUAAGUAGGCCCAGGAGGGUCAUAAGACUUAAGAUGAACAUACAAAAAUCAUGUUUCUAUAUACUAGCAAUGAACACAUAGAAACUGGAGUUAAAAAUAUAAUACCAUUUAUAAUUACUCCAAAAAAAUAAAAUAUCUGGGAGAAAUUUAACAAAACGUAUACAGGAUCUGUAUACUGAAAAUUACAAAAUGCUGAUGGAAUAAAGAGAAGCUAACUAAAUGGAGAGGCAUACCAUGUUUAUGGAUUGGAAGACUCAAGGCAGUAAAAAUGUCAGUUCUCAAAAUUAUAGGUUUAACUCAUUUCCUCUCAAAAUCUCAAAAAGACUUUCUGUAGAUAAGCUUAUUGUAGAUAAGACAAACUUAUUCUAAAAUUUAUAUGAAAGGCAAAGGAACUAGAAGAAUAAAGUGGAAGUGAUCAUUCCAUCUCAUAUUAAACUUACUAGUUACUAUCUGGUUACUACAAUAAUCAAGACAGGGUAGUAGUGGUGAGAGAUAUACACACUGAUCAAUAGAAGAGAAUCAAGAACACAGAGACCAACACACACAAAUACUCCAAAUUGGUUUUUGACAAAGAUGUAAAAGCAAUUCAACAAAGGAAAGAUAGUCUUGUCAACAAAUGUUGCUGGAACAACUGGAUAUCCAUAGGCAGAAAAAUGAACUUUGAGCUAAAACCUAACACAAAAAUUCAUUCAAAAUGGGUCAUGGAUUUAAAUGUAAAAUGUAAAGCUAUAAAACUUUUAGAAAAAAAAUAGAAUAUAUUCAGGACCAAAGUGAGGCAAAGACCUUACACAUGACACCAAAAGUAUGGUCCAUUAAAAUAAUAAUAAUAAUAAAUUGAACCUCAUCAAAAUUAAGUUUUUUGUAUUGCACAAGACCACAUCUCCUCAGGAAAAUAAAAGCACAAGGAACAGUUCCUAACUCAUUCCGUGAGGCUGCAUUACCCUAACACCAAAACCAGAUCAAGACAUUAGAAAGGAAAUUCAGUAUUUAGAAAUUCAAUAAUUAGAUUAAAUUGAGUAAUUAGAAAGGAGAUCAAUAUUCUCAUAAACAUAAACAUCCUCAACAAAAUAUUAGCAAAUCAAAUUGAAUAAUGCAUAAAAAGGAUUAUGCACCACAACCAAGUGGGAUUUAUUCCAGGUAUGCAAGGCUGGUUCAAUAUUCGAAAAUCAAUCAAUGUAAUCCAUUAUACCAACAGGCUAAAAGUGCAAAAUCGUAUGAUCAUAUCAAUUGACAGAAAAAGUGUUUGACAAAAUCUGACACCCAUUCAAGAUUAAAACAAACAAAACUGUCAGCAAACUACAAAUAGAGUAGAACUUCCUCAACUGGAUAAAGAACAUCUACAAAAAACCUACAUCUAACAUCAUACUUAGUGGUAAGAGACUGGACACUUUCCCCCGAAGACCAGGAACAAGGGAAGGAUGUCCUCCCUUACCACGCCUAUUCAACAUUGUGCUGAAGGACCUAGGUAGUGCAAUAAAACAAGAGAAAGAGACAAACUGUAUAUAGAUUGGAAAGGAAAAAAUAAAACUGUCUUUAUUCACAGAUGACAUGACUGUCUAUGCAGGAAAUCCCAAAGAAUCUAUUAAAAAUAAUUUCUGGAACUAGGCAAGUAUAGCAAGGUGACGGGAUGCAAGUGCAAAUACGAAUGUCAAUUGCUUCCCUAUAUACCAGCAAAAAACAAUUAAAAUUUUAAAAUAUUUUAAAAAUACCAUUUACAAUAGCACCAAAAAAAAAAAAAAUUAAAUAGGUAUAAAUCUAACAAAACAUGUACAGGAUCUUUAUGUAGAAAGCUACAAAUCACUGAUGAAAGAAAUCAAAGAUCUAAGUAAAUGGCAAGAUGUUCCAAGUUCUUGAAUUGGAAGACUCAAUAUUGUUAACAUGUCAACUCUUCUUAUCUUGAUCUGUAGAUUCAAUGCAAUCUCAAGUGAAAUUCCAACAAGCUGUUUUACAGAUAUCAAUAAACUGACUCUAAAGUUUAUAAGGAAUGGCAAAAGACUUAAAAUAGCCGACAAUACUGAAGAAGAACAAAACUAGAGGACUCAAGGCUAUCCGAUUUAAAGCCUUACUCAAAAGCUACAGUAAUCAAGACGGUGUAGUAUUGGCAAAUGAAUAGAUAGUAGAUCAAUGCAACCAAAUAGAGAGCCCUGAAAUCAACCAACACAAGCAUAGUCAACUGAUUUUUGGCAAAAGCAUAACAGAACUUCCCUGGAGAAAGAUAGCCUUUUCAACAAAUGUUGAUGUAACAACUCAACAGCUGUAUGCAAAAAAAAAAAAAAAACCUAAAUACAGGCCUCUCACCUUUCACAAAAAUGGAUCACAGACCUAAAUGUGAAAUACAAAACCAUAAAACUUCUCAAAAGAAAAAUAGGGAAAAUCUAUGUGACCUUGGGUUUGGUGGUAAGUGUUUAGAUACAACACCAAAAACACGAUCCAUGAAAGAAAAGGAAUGAUAAAUUGCUGCGAAAGACACUGCUAAGAGAAUGAAAAGACAAGCCACAGACUGAGAGAAAACAGUUGUAAGACACAUACCUGAUAAAGGAUUGUAUCCAAAAUGAACAACAUAACUCAACAAUAAAAAUACAAAAAACCCAAUUAAAAAUGAGCAAAAAGUUUGAACAGACACCUCACCAAAGAAGGUAUACUGAUGGCAAUAAGCAUAUGAAAAGAUCCUCAACAUCAUUUGUCAUUAAGGAAAUACAAAUUAAAACAAUGAGAUUCCAGUACAAACCUAUUAGAAUGAGUAAAAUUUUAAAAACUGACAUACCAUUUACUAGCAAUGACACAGCAAGAGGGAUUCUCAUUCAUUGCUGAUAGGUACAGCCACUUUGAAAGACAUCUAGCAGUUUCUUAAACAAAGCUCAAUAUAGUCUUAACAUAUGUUCUAGCAGUUCAACUCCUAGGUAUUCCCCAACUAAUCUGAAAACUUACAUCCACAGAAAAACCUGCAUAAGAAUGUUUACAGCAAUUUUAUUCAUAAUCCCCAAAAACUGGAAGCAAUCAAGACAUUCUUCGAUAGAUAAAUGAAUAAACUGUGCGAAGUCCGUACAAUGGGAUGCUGUUCAGCAAUAAAAAGGAAUGAGGUAUGAAGCCAUGCGAAAACAAGGAAGAAUCUUAAAUACAUAUUGUUAAGUGAAAGAAGCCAGUUUGAAAAGGCCGUUUACUGUGAUGCUAUUUAUAUGACAUUCCGAAAAAAGGCAAAACUAUAGAGACGGUAAACAGAUUAACAGUUGCCAGGAGUUUAAGCAGCUAGGGUUUGUUGAAUAGAUGAAACACAUGGGGGGUAUCUUAGGACAGUGAAGCUGUUCAGUAUGAUAUACAGCACAAAGAGUGAACCUUAAUGUAUGUAACCUUUUUUAAAAAAUCAUUGAGAUCAGGGGAUCCCAGGAUGGAAUACAAAAUAUGAAAAAACAUAAAAAUUAUUACAACUGUAUGAACAACCUUACCGAAGGAAGUGGAGAAAAAUGUGCUGACCUAUUUAACUUUGGAAAUGAGUGCAGUCUAUUAAACUAAAGACAAAAGAAACUGUACAUAACUGUCAUAACUGUACAUAACUCUAGUUGUAGGAGCUGUAUCAGUAUGAAUUCAUGUUUAGCUUAACAUAGAUACACAUGCACAGUUAAGUACUCAGCUGCUAACCAAAAGGUUGGCGGUUCAAAUCUAUCCAGAGGCACCUCAGAAGAAGGUCCUGGCAAUCUACUUCAUAAAGGUCACAGCUGUUGAAAACCCUACAGAGCACAAAUGUACUCUGACACCCACGGGGUUAUCAUGAGUUGGAAUCGACUCAAUGGCAGCUGGUGUGGUGUGUCUAUGCAGGUGUUAAUAUUUAAAAUCAUAAGAAUAAACUUCAAUCAUUUUCUUAAAAUUUAACUCAGAUUUGCAAACCAGGGAAGCACCCUCCACUCAAAGUUGAGAAUGUCCCCGAAAAGAGGGUUUUGGAUAGGUUUUUAUAAUCAGAGUCAGUACAGAAGUAAGUUUUAAAUAACUAGGUACAGAACAAGAAGUUACAUACCUCUCCUGGGAGAGCGAUUCAUGUUUGAUCAAGUGAACUAGGCACAGAACAAGAAGUUACAUAUCUCUCUUGAGAGCAAUUCAUGUUUGAUCAAGGUGACCCCUUUUUACAUCAUUAAAUGAUUAUCUUUGUGAGAAAGAACUGUUUCUUCUAUUUGAAAUAUUUUAAUAAUCAACCAUGCAAGACAAGGUUCUAUGUGAUUUGGCCAUGGAAAAAUUUUUAGCAGUUUUGA